AUGAACCCUGAGGGCAUUGUUGGACCGUUCCAGGAGAGUGCGUCGCCUGAUUUUCGGGGAGGGCCGCUUUCAUUAGGAAACAAUCCCCGUGGGCAAAUCGCACCGUAUCAAUGACCGAAAUCUGAAGCUUGCUGAAAACCUACACUUUUGUCUUCCGGCCGCUCAUUAGCUCAGCUCAGGGUCGGGCUGGACUGGGACUUUUCCUAAUUUGGCAGUCGAUUACUCCGAAUCAUGCUUUACGUUUUUAGGCUUAAAAGUGUGUUUUCGGGAAAAGUACUUCUUUUUUUAAUUCCAUAACAUUGAUAUCUUUCACAAUUAUCAGUUUUUACAUUUUACUAUUUUUAAUUUUUAAAAAAUCUUGCUUAAUAAUGUAAAAUUAUGUCUUAAAUGUUUGUAAAAAACGUAUUUUAACAGUUUUUUUAGCUAAAUUGUUAUAAAAACUUCGCGCAAAUCAGUUUGUUACCUAAAUUUUAAUCUUUAAUUUCCAGAAACCUGUCAUCCACCACCGUAGCCGACUUCUGCAUUCAUCUGCCUCCAGAAGCGGGAUGUGAUGGUCGAAGGAAUCGGCCGGCUACUUCGAUUCACGCUUCUGUUUUGGGUCGGAUCAGUCGGAGCCGACAUAAUGUGGACAGAUGUGAAUGCUCAACAGGAAUCCUACAUUAA
This is a messenger RNA of Bursaphelenchus okinawaensis, 663 nucleotides long. NCBI's taxonomy places the organism in Eukaryota, Metazoa, Nematoda, Chromadorea, Rhabditida, Aphelenchoididae. The record is from the annotation of a GenBank genome assembly.